AUGUACCUGAGGAGUGUUGCCCGCGCCCCUUACUUGCGCUGUGCCGCGCUGCGGCAGUGCCCACAGGGGUUAGUUGGGCAGAGGCCAUCGGGAUGGCGCCAUUACAGAGCUGUGAUCUUUGACGCCGGCGGGGUGCUCCUCCCAUCCCCUUACAAGACAGCCGCGGACUGGGAGGCCCAGAAUUGUGUUCCAGCUGGCACCAUCCAGCAAGCUAUACUCUCCGGAGGGGAAAAUAGUCCAUCUCGGAAGUACACAAGAGGAGAGCUGUCGACGGUGGAGUUUUUGCAGGAAUUGGGACAGCAGUGCUUUGAGAUUGCAAAUGUCUGUGUUCCAGUGGAGUCUUUUCUCUCGGACUUAAUCAGAAAGGAGAUGAUAAAACAGCUCCCCAUAAUGGCAGAAGCAGUCCAGUGUAUCCGUGCUGAAGGUCUCAAGACAGCUCUUCUGAGCAACAGCUUCUGUCUGAUGAAUGGCGAGAGCUUUCUGCCCCUGGACCGAGAGCACUUUGAUGUGAUGGUUGAAUCUUCUCGGGAAGGAAUGCGCAAGCCAGAUCCUCGGAUCUACAAGCUGUGCGUGGAGCGCUUGGGCGUUCAGCCCCAGGAAUCCAUCUUGGUCGACAACAGCAGCCAGAGCCUGAAAGCAGCAGCCCAGCUUGGCAUUCAAACGGUGAAGGUCGAUGAUCCAGAAGCAGCACUCAAAGAGCUGGAAACCUAUCUGGGUUUUCCUUUGCAAGGGUUUGUUCCAUAUACUCGUUCAGUGAGAUCAAGCAUGGAAAUCCCAAAAGAUCGUCUGCAAAAAUACCUUGAAAAUGUUCUCUGUGACCACGCAGCAGGCCCACUAGUGUUACAGCAGUUUGGCCACGGACAGUCCACCCGGACUUAUUAUGUCAAGUUUGGAGAUCACUCGCUGGUGCUGAAGAAGGAGCCCUCUGACAGCCCGCAGCCCUUGGGCCCCACUGUGGGACGGGAAUACAGCUCUCUGACUCGCCCCGGCAGGGUCCUGAAGGCACUCGCUGCGGCUGGUGUUCCUGUUCCUGCUGUACUUGCUCUCUGCGAGGACAGAAGCACCCUCGGCACACCUUUCUACCUGAUGGAGCACCGUGCUGGCCACGUCUACAGCGACAUCUCCCUCCCCACGCUGCCAUCCAGCCAGCGCAGGGCUAUCUAUGCUGCCAUGAGUCAAGUCCUCUGCAAGAUCCACAGCGUAGACCUCAGAGCAGCCAAGCUGGAGGACCUCGGGGAGCAUGGUAAUUACAUUCAGCGGCAAGUUGAGACCUGGACAGAGCACUAUAAAGCUGUGGAAACUCGUGUUAUCCCAGCCAUGGAGAGACUCAUUGAGUGGCUGCCUCUGCAUUUUCCUGAAUCUCAGAAGACGACUGUGGUGCACGGUGAUUUCAGGAUGGACAACCUGGUCUUUCAUCCAGACAGGCCAGAGGUCCUUGCUGUCCUUGGCUGGAAGCGUUCAACUCUAGGUGAUCCCAUCUCUGAUUUGGCGAAUAACUGUAUGGCCUACUUCCUGCCACCUCACUUUAAUGCGCUGAGAGGCUUGGGGAAGCGUGAUUUGGGGCAGCUGGGAGUCCCCACGGCAGAGGAGUAUUCCCGCAUGUACUGUGGCCACAUGGGAGUGGAGCAUCCUGAGAACUGGAAUUUCUACAUGGCCUUUGCCUUUUUCCGUCUGGCUGCAAUGCUGCAGGGACUCUACAAACGCUCUCUGGAAGGGAAGCCAGCCCCAGGUGAAAGCAGCCCGGAGGAUGCAGAGUUCGUGGCUGACCUGGCUUGGGAUUUCGCCAUAAAAGAAGGAUUCCGUGUGUUUGACAGCCUCCCCACCACAAAGCCUCUCGCACGACGGUACAGCACCUGGGCCAGGCCAGGGCCGCUCCUCAGCAGGACCUGUGGUACCUGGCCACGUCCUGGGGCAGCUCCUGUGCCCAAAGUCCGCCUGGUCGCUCCCCCCACCAGCCUGCUGGGCAUGGCCGAAAGUUUUUGCUGCAAGCUGGAAAAGAUUGUGGGCGUCUGGUGGAGUUUUCUGAUUUCCCAGCCCAGACGGACUCCACAUCAUCUUCUAGAGCGGAAGGGGCUGUCCCUGCAGACGUCCCUGUCAGCAAACAGUCGCCUGCGCAGUGAUAAGCCAAGUGUGGUCGGCAUGCUGCUGGUGGCCGCGGCGCAGCUCAGUGUGCCCGUGGCUCAAGGCUGGCUGGUGUUGCAAACAGAUUUGCUGGGAGUGGUGUCACAAGCAGAGAGUGCCAGGACCAAAGCAGUGGCUCUGACGAUGACUGUAGUGGCCAUGGAUCGGGACAGCCAG
Messenger RNA from Pterocles gutturalis (yellow-throated sandgrouse), 2298 nucleotides. RefSeq names its product acyl-CoA dehydrogenase family member 10-like. The annotation marks the transcript as partial. The transcript has 15 exons. Lineage: Eukaryota; Metazoa; Chordata; Aves; Pterocliformes; Pteroclidae. The record is from RefSeq and is a predicted model, not a curated record.